Molecule: messenger RNA, 1689 nt
Organism: Mycena indigotica
Lineage: Eukaryota; Fungi; Basidiomycota; Agaricomycetes; Agaricales; Mycenaceae
Exons: 9
Coding region: 1-1689 (562 amino acids)
Source: RefSeq, a predicted model, not a curated record
AUGACUCUACCCGCUCGAGACAGAUGUUCCCUUUGCGACUGCUCAAUGGGUCAGUUUUCAGAACCCACUGCAGAUAACCCUAUUGCUCCAGGCAGUGCGAUAUGCUGCUUCUAUUGCGGUCAUACAUAUUGGCAGCACAACACAACACAACCCGCUUCCUUUCUUGCACCUCAAGGACUCUUCAACAACAAUGCAGGGCCAAGCUCCUUUACUCUUGGCCAGUAUCAAGAUCGUCUGAAGAUUGCCUCUCCGUCAAAUCUUAUCGGAACCUACAAAACUCCACAGCCAGACUACGACGGCCCUCGAAUGCGGAGGCAACGGAGUAUGGUGAAGCACGCACUGCCAGAAAAAUCCGCGACCCCAACUGGCAAGAAGGGCCGAGCAACCCUGAAAGCCAACUCGAGCUCGAACUCUCCAAUCAGUUUCAAGAUCUUCAUUCUUCCCUUGACUCUGUCUGGCCCAAACAACUCCCUCAAAUCAUUUUCUUUGCCCAACGAUAAUCAGGCUUUGUUUCUGGCCCUCGAACGACUCGAAAAGCACCACCUAGUUGUUUCAUGGACGCCACCCACCAAACAGGAAAUAUGGGCUUCGUUGCACGAAUCGAUAGCCUCUGAAUUAAGUCGUUAUGCUAUCCGUUUCGACUCGGCGGACGUUUCCUCUUUUGUCGAGCUUCCGUGGACGUUCCUUCAUACUCGCUCCAACGCUAAGACCCAAUUGUUCAACUAUCAAAUCGCGUUGUACGACUUCAACUCAGUGGUGCUGCAAAAAUUGUCCAAAUCGGUCCGUCAUCCUACCGACCAAGAUACGCAUAUGCUGUUCAUUGCUCCUCUCUGGAAAAAUCUUCUUGGGCCUGUUGUCGAUGCUAGCAUUAAUGGGAAUGCUCAUGCAUGCCGGUCUUUUGCAUGGAAAGUCCUUUCCGCGACACCUUGGAUCCCUAGCAAACUCGUGGGACCGUCUUGUCAGGAACUACACUGCCAGGUUUCAACAACUCAGAUGCAUCUGACUCCAAUAUCAGGCACCUCCCCCGACGUUCGGGCGUCGCGCGGGCAGUUUGAGGAGUUGAGGACCCCUCCAAGACACGAAUCACGAAGUGAAACUGAUUACACCCCAACCAUUUCUCAAACCCGAAAUCCUGCACCUCUUUUGUCCUGGCAGCCUCAAAGUACUGCCUCUUCGUCAACGGUGCCCUGGCGUUCGUCUUCGAUGACAUCUACUUUCGCCCUCAACACGGACGAAUAUAGCCGCAAUAGUCCAAAUGGGUCCGAUAAUACCAUCACAACGCCGCAUUCAACACCAGUCCGUCUGUAUCCCAAUACGCAAGCACCAGCGUUUUUCCCCCAAAAUCCUCCAGUCUUCAAGGCUCUCUCUUCGCCAGUCAAUACUUCCUCCAACUCCAAAGAGACAAAAUGCAGUGUCUGGACUCCCCUCUGUUUUGAGACAAGCCAUGCUAUCGUUGCCCAAUGGAUAGAGGAGAAUUCGCUGCCUUCAACGGCCAACGAUCGCGCAGUCGGCACUGUUCUGGCUGGGCACCAUGCCAAAUCCACCGCCAUUACUUUGAUCCGCCUUUUGAAGCACCAUUCACACUAUCUUCCAGCCGAAGAAGUCUUUACUCCUCUUCCAGGGGUCUCCUGUCUCAAAACUGAUUCCAUUAGUUGGCUAAUGGAAAAGGAUCACGAUAUUCUUUUGUAG